UCCGCCUCCUGCUGCCGCUGCCGGCGGCGCGGGGAGCGGCCGGGAGCCCGGUUCUGGCCCCGGUCCCGCUGGAGCGGCGCCGUGAGGGGUGGGGUGAGGUGAGGCGAGGCGGGGCCGCGAUGAGCCGCAGCGAGGGCUCGGGCGGCACCCGCCGCCGCGUCCUGCAGGUGAAGUUCGUGCCCGACGAGGAGGUCCUGAAGCACAUCGCCGACGACACAGGUAUCAAAGUACGGAAGGACAAGCCUCAGCCGAGUAUCAAUUUGAAGAGAUUUGUGAAGAAACUUGAGAAUAUUUCAGAUGAUGAAGCUCAGGAGAUCCUAGAAGAGAAGAACUAUGUUGCUACUCUUGGAAUAUGUAACCAAGAUCCAAUGGGAAAUGGCACAAGUGUAAGUGGUGGUGAAGUUUAUUCAUUUCAGACUCCCAAACGCUCCAGUAAAAUGGCAGAGCUGGCCUCUGAAUUAGCCCACACACCAGAACAGAGUGUGGCACCUGAUCACUCCAAGGGCCCUGGGAAGACAGCAAAGACACCUCAAAGUAGCAAACAUUCAAGUUCAAACAAAGAGCAGCUGAGGAGCAAAAAGAAAGAAUUUGUGUCAACCACACCUUACAGGCUCAGAAAGAGGCUAGCAGCUCCAGAUUCCUAUUUAGAAAGUGAGAGUGAAUAUUCUGCUUCCUGCUCAGAGGAGGAGGAUGAAGAAGAUCAGCAAGAAGUCAGCACUGUUUUAUCAGGUCAAAAGGCCCCAGCAAAAACUAAGGCUGCACCUACACCUCCUCCCAGAAACAGCCUAGCCAAAAAAAAUAAGGAGGAAAAGAUGAGCAACCUGAUGGAAGAAUACUUUGAAGCUCACAGUAGUUCCAAAGUGCUCACUUCAGACCGAACGCUGCAGAAGUUGCGGAAAAGAAGGUUGAAUCAGGAAACACUGCGUGAUCUUCUGACAAAAGCUCCCCUUGCCUAUGCUGCUGAAAUUAAAGAACUUAACCAGAAACAUGAAUCCUUGUUUUCCAAGUGGAUGCUGCAAUUACACUUGGGUUUCAAUAUCGUGCUGUAUGGACUGGGCUCAAAGCGUGAUUUGUUGGAGAAGUUUCGUACGUCUCUGCUCCAGGAUUCUGUUCACCUUGUGGUUAAUGGAUACUUCCCCAGCAUCACUGUGAGAUCUAUUCUCAACUCCAUCACAGAGGAGGUAUUGGAUCAUAUAGGAACCUUCCGCAGCCCCCUUGACCAGCUUGAAUUCAUUACUAAAAGGUUUAAAGAAGAUUCAUCUUUAGAGCUCUAUGUCCUCAUUCAUAACCUGGACAGCCAGAUGUUGAGAGGAGAAAGAAGUCAGCAGAUCCUUGCACAGCUGUCAUCUCUGCCCAGCAUUUACCUCAUUGCCUCUAUUGAUCACAUCAAUGCUCCUCUCAUGUGGGAUCAGGCAAAGCUGAGUCUCUAUAACUGGCUUUGGUAUGAAACAACCACAUUUAGUCCUUACGUGGAAGAAACAUCUUAUGAGAAUUCGCUUUUAGUACAACAGUCUGGAUCUUUGGCUUUGAGCUCCCUCACACAUGUCCUGCGCAGUCUCACUCCCAAUGCCAGGGGGAUAUUCAGAUUGCUUGCUCAGUACCAGCUGGAGAAAAAGGACAACCCAUCUUACCCAGGGCUGUCUUUCCAAGACUUUUACCAGCAGUGUCGGGAGGCUUUCCUUGUGAACAGUGACUUGACACUCAGGGCACAGCUGACAGAAUUCAGGGACCACAAGCUCAUCCGGACCAAGCGGGGAGCUGAUGGUGUGGAAUACUUAUUAAUUCCUGUGGAUGACAGUACCUUGACCGACUUCUUAGAGAACCAGGAUGAAGAUGUGUAAUGUCUCUGUGUUCUCAAAAGCAUCUAUGGCAAAUGCUCUCAAGGGCUGCUGGAGAGGGGCCUAUACUCAGAUCUCUCUUCCUCCAACCCCACGGCUGCUGGACUGAAAAGUGUUAAUUCUAAUGAGCCAUGCUCAUUGUUCAGGUGGUUUGGAAUGAUGACUUCUGUAAGCACAGCAUCUCUUGUGCUGUAGCUGGAUUUGUCUGCUUUGUCUCUUAGCUCAGAUAACGCCACUUUCAUAUCUGUGCAGCCACUCUUACAGCCAGAAAAGCAAACUCAGUAAGACUGUGCCUUCUGCUCUCUACCUCACCAGACAUGAGGGUUUGAUUGGAGCAAUGUACUUGGGAAGGGCAAGUCACAAGAUGGUCACGGCUUUAGUUUGUACUCAUGGUGCAACUUUUGUCAGCUGAGUGCUUUCCAGUACUCCUUUACCAUUUAGACAAAGUUAGCUUCCAGUGUAUGAAGAAGCCAAGAUUUAAAUUGCUAGGAGACCUACCUUGAUUGCAUGAGGAAAGGAGAAUACUAGUGGGUUUGGGAUGCUGUGGGUAACUUACUAAAUUCUGACAACAGAACUGAAGGACUUGCCCCAGACCUACAUCCUUUUAUAAGAAGAUUUAGAUGAUCUAAAUUGUGAUAGACUCACGUCAUUACCUGCUAUUUUCCAAGGUGCAAUCCAGAAAUAUGAAAAGGCUGUGAAGCUUUUUUUGUUUAUUUUUUUAAAGCUUGAUUGUAUAUUUGUAUUUUUUACGUCAGGAGUGUCCGUUGAUCCUGAAGGAGGCCUUAAAUGCCACUUAUAAGCUCUCCCUUUUUUUAAGCCCUUAGGAGGCUGGGAGACUGCUGAAGUUGGACAUCUUCACUUUUUUUUUCUCAGUUAUGUGGGAGGAAAAUCUAUAGUUCCGUCAACUGUAUUCUGCCAGCCAGACACUUCAGGGAUUCUGUACGUUUAACAUUUGGUUACAGCUGUUACAGCUCAGUGUUGUAAUAGUUUAGACUAUCAAAUAAAGUACUUUAUUAAUUUUCAUUAGCUUGUCUUGUCUUCCACAAUCUUUUUAUGAUAUAGGAAGAUAGAGAUCCUUGUGGCAAUUGUGCAAAAGCCUCAUUUUCAUUACUAUGUCAAAUAUCUGAGCAAAUCCUCAUACAGCGGGCAGAAGAUUUCAAACUAGUUAGUAAAAAUACUUUACAUUGUUUCUUAUAAGGUAUCAAAAUUAAGAAUGGUUUCCCUGCCUUUUAAUACCACUGUAUAGCUUUUGAAGAGAACCAAAACAUCCCAUGGAGUAAUAAGUUACCUCAUCUGCCCCUCACUUACAGGAGCAACAGAGAGGUACAGCCAGACUUUUGUUUGUAUUAGAAAAAUCAGGGCAUCUGCUUAUCCCACUAUCAACUUGAUUCUUCAUUAUAGGUCCUUAUUAGCUUUGCCGGAGAGACUGAUGGGAAAACUGAUAUAUGCCAGAAGAACUUUCAAGCUUCUUCCCCCAGAAUGUUUUUCAACUUUUUCUUUUGGUACCACUUGCAUCUGCAUUUUACAGGCUGCAAUUUCAAAACUUUGCAAAAAGCAUCAGAUCCUGCCUAUCACUACUUAGGCUACUGUCACAGUCACCAAAAGCCACUAAACUGGGGUCAAGGCGUUGUGACUUAGCCAAGUCCUGUAAGUUGGGUGUAGAGUUAAAGAACAAGAACUCUGCCACUGGAAGAGAUUUCUUGGACAAACUGUAAACUGUAGCUAAGCAGCAACCACAUCCUGUUUUUCAGUCCUUUGAUUCUCUCCACAGUCCCUGUGAAACUCAAGAUUUCAUUUAUAUUCUGAGUGCAUGCAAGAAGACACCACCUAAUGUGUUUCCAGAUAGUGAUACCAUGGUGCAUUUUCAGUGCAAUUCUAUCUGGUUCUCUAGAUGUGAAAUGUACAUGAAGGAAGUGCUAUAAUCAUCCCGAGUUCAGAAUUACCCACAAACAGUUUUGGUAGACUACCAGAUGCCCAUACAGGCCAGAAGAAGGACUGCAGGAGAUACCACGCAGCUGUUAAGGAGGUGGUUAAGUUUGUAUCAGUUUUUGGCUGCUGCUAAUUCUGUGAUGCAAGCUAAAGAAAGAUACCUUGAGUUAACUCGUGAGUUUUGUGUUAAAAGUAUUUUAUCUGAUUUCAUGCUGUUUCUGGACACUUAGCCCAUCUCUGCAUUCAUUUUAGGUCUCUUGUGUUCUGUGUAGGUACAAAGGCAGUGGCAUUUUAAUGUCCUCUGUAGCAAUACAGAACCACAGGGAAUGAAGACAUUUCUCCCCACUUUGUCUUCCUCAGCUUACUGAGAUGUCUGCGUGGUAUUGGUAAGAAUGAUGGCCUUUAUAUAGCCUUGGUAGCUACAGAUAAUACCAGUCAUCUCCACUUAAAUCUAAGUGGAACUAAAACAUGCAGUUAUGUAGUAGAGACAUUGCUUGAUAAGCCAGUUUUAUUAACUUAAAAGGAUGGUGCCAAGAUCUUUACCAGUUUGUAACUGAACUAUUUACCAUCUGUAGAUGGUAUGCUAUGCAACUGUGACAUUUUUUUCCUUAAAAAAACCC
Molecule: messenger RNA, 4387 nt
Organism: Corapipo altera (White-ruffed manakin)
Lineage: Eukaryota; Metazoa; Chordata; Aves; Passeriformes; Pipridae
Gene: ORC2
Product: origin recognition complex subunit 2
Exons: 16
Coding region: 120-1841 (573 amino acids)
Biological process (GO): DNA replication
Cellular component (GO): nucleus; nuclear origin of replication recognition complex
Molecular function (GO): DNA replication origin binding
Source: RefSeq, a predicted model, not a curated record